This is a messenger RNA of Westerdykella ornata, 3621 nucleotides long. RefSeq names its product sulfite reductase-like protein alpha subunit. Bases 243 to 3488 code for a protein of 1081 amino acids. Gene Ontology annotation, molecular function: sulfite reductase (NADPH) activity; FMN binding; flavin adenine dinucleotide binding. Lineage: Eukaryota; Fungi; Ascomycota; Dothideomycetes; Pleosporales; Sporormiaceae. The transcript has a single exon. The record is from RefSeq and is a predicted model, not a curated record. Gene Ontology annotation, cellular component: cytosol.
UUUGCCUCGAGCAAAAGCACGCAAUCAACGGGCAAAAGCGCCAGGAACGCGCCAAUCAUGGCGACAAUGCAAUUCACCACCUCGAUUUCUAUUUCGCCGACAUCGCUGCCGACAAUAUACACCCCUCCUCCUCCUCCUCCGCCUCCGCCAUAAACACUCCUCCCACUCCUUCGCCUCUCCCAACCCCUAGAGUCUCGUUUCUGAGCACACAGCUGCUGUGCUAGAUCGACUCAGCGAAGAAGAUGCACGACCAGCAGGCUGAGUCCGCUGGACCGGGCGCGGAACUGAAGAAUACCCCCAAAACCUUCACCGAGGAGUCUUCCAGUCUACCGUUUGGACAGCAUCUUCCCUUCCAGUCAAUCAGCGGCCCGACCUACCUCACGGCACAGACACUGGUUCAGCAAGUCGCCUACACCCUUUCUGAUAAGCUCUUCUCGUACUCCGCCGAAUCGUUUGACCUCGACCUUGCGGCGAAGCAGUGGCAAGCGCAGGGAGAGAAAAAUGCCUUUGGAUAUGAGACGGGCGUAUCGUCUUUGCAGACCCGGACCGGUGCGGGCUCCAUUGCUCUGGGAUACAUGUUCUCCAAGGACUUCGAUCUGAAGAAGCGGCACAUCCCUCAGUCCAUUCUUGCUUCUUCCGCCACGCUCCACUAUCUGCGACCCGUCCUCGACCAGAUUUCCUUGUUAUACUCGGUCGCCAACCCCCUCACCCUUCACAUCGCAGCCGUGGAUUACGCUCCCAAUUCUCCUGCCGGAUUGGUCACCGACUAUGUCUCUUCGCUGGCUCUCGCUGAGGAUCUUGGUCUGGGUCUUGUGUGCAGCGCAUCCGUAUUCGAAGUCCAGCAUAUGGCUCUGUUUGCUACGCUUCUCUCCAGCGUUCUGCCCACGAUCCACACCUACGACGGCAUCACGGUGGGAAGAGAGACUGCUCGGGUGGUGGAUGCAUUGGACAGGACGAGGCUGCACAACAUCUACCAGGAUGUCCUCAAGGCCGGCUCUGAAAUCGAAAAGAAGCACUCCGACAAUGCCGGCCGCACCGUUCGCUUGCUGAAGGCAUUCAACGACGAGUUGGGAGAGGACUACCAGCUGUUCGACUACUACGGACACGAGCAGCCGGAGAGCGUGCUGGUCGUUUUUGGCACUGUGGAGGCUUCGUUGGCUACCCAGGUUGCCAAUGCGAUCAGCAAGGAAGGCGACAAGGUCGGCGUCAUCAAUGUGCGCGUCUACAGGCCGUUCGUCGAGGAAGCCUUCCUUGAGGUGCUGCCGAGGACUACUCAGUCGAUCGCGGUCCUAGGCCAGGUAAAGGACGAGGCUGCCGUUUUUGACCCCUCCGAGUAUUCUCUCCUCUAUUCCGAUGUCUUGGCCGCUGUUCAGUUUGAGUUGGACGGCAAGGUCGAAGUCACGGACAUCAAGUAUGCGCGUGACCAGGUUUGGACCCCCAGCAACAUCCUGGAUGUCUUCCGACAAAUCUAUGGCGAGAAGCCCCAGGCGGAGGAGGUCCGUUCCUACGUUGAUAUUCUGGACACGACCGAUGUCCGCCAAUACUCCUUCUGGGAUGUGGAUGACUCUCCUUCGGCCAAUGCCCCACUUGUACUUGGAAAGCUCCUGUCAUCCGAUUCCUCCAAGAAUGUCUUCGUCCGCUCCGGUCACGACAACCUGGUGCGCGGCGGCGUUGUCCGUACCGACAUCCGUAACGCCGAUUACACAAUAGAGGCUCCUUUCUCCAUCGAGCAGGCCGAUGUUACCUUCGUUGGAGACGAGGCUCUCUUCAAGGAGUUUGACGUCCUGAGCAACGUCAAGGGCGACAGUUCCUUGAUCGUAAAACUCCCUGGUGUGAAAGAUGAGGACAUCGAGAAGAAGUUUUCGCCGGUUCUGAGGAAGUCAAUUGUCGAGAAGGAUGUUGAGCUCUUCGUGCUAGAUCCUUCCUUGUCCGAGAGCGUCACCAAGGAUCCAAGCUUGGAGACAUAUCUCACCCAACUUGCUUUCCUGAAGGUAACCAGAGAAGAUCUCCUGACGUCUGGCCUCGCUAAGCUCGCGACCAUUAAUGGUAGCUCUGGUGUCUUUGAGAAGUUGGUCAAGGAGCUUGAGAGUGCUCUCCGCGAGGUUGAAGUGCCCGUCUCUUGGGGCACGGUGGAGGAAGACGUUGAGUUUUCCCAGCUUCCCGCCGACAUCCAUGUCAACAGUUUUGCUGCUUUCGACCGUAACGAAUCGGAACCCCCCACGCUUCUCAAAUCCUGGCAGAUAGCGGCGAAGGGUUUGGCGUUCAAGGAGGCCUACGGCACUGAGACCGCCUUGCGACCCGAUCUCGGCGUUAAGACAUUCACUGCGCGUGUCAAAGAGCGCCGCCGCCUUACUCCGCUCACUUAUGACCGCAACAUCUUCCACAUUGAGUUCGAUCUUGGCGAUACUGGUCUCAAGUAUGCCAUUGGCGAAGCCCUCGGUAUUCAUGCUGAGAAUGAUAAGACCGAGGUCGAGCAGUUUAUCAAGUGGUACGGUCUCAACCCCGAGGAGAUUGUGGAGGUUCCAUCUCGCGAAGACCCCAAUGUGCUUGUCAACCGCACCGUCUACCAGUCCCUGCUCCAGAAUGUGGACAUCUUCGGUCGCCCGCCUAAGCGCUUCUACGAGGCGCUCGCUGAGUUCGCUUCGGACGAGAAGGAGAAGAAGGAGCUCCUCACUCUUGCUGGGCCCGAGGGCGCUGCAGAGUUCAAGCGACGUGCGGAGGUGGACACCGUCACGUAUGCCGACAUCCUGCUUGAGUUCUCUUCGGCUCACCCCUCGUUCCACGACAUCGUUCGUAUUGUCAACCCCAUGAAGCGUCGCGAGUACUCCAUCGCUUCGUCGCAACAUGUUACGCCUAACUCGGUCUCCCUGCUCAUUGUCACUGUCAACUGGGUGGACCCCAAGGGUCGUGACCGCUUCGGACAAGCUACGCGCUACCUCAACAGCCUCAGCGUUGGCUCUCCUGUGACUGUUUCGGUCAAGCCUUCCGUCAUGAAGCUUCCUCCCAAGACGACGGCUCCCAUCAUCAUGGCUGGUCUCGGUACCGGUCUCGCGCCGUUCCGUGCUUUCGUGCAGGAACGCGCCUACCAGAAGCAGCAGGGUCACGAAAUCGGCGAGGUGCUGCUGUACAUGGGCUCACGCCAUCAGCGAGAAGAAUACCUCUAUGGCGAAGAAUGGGAAGCCUACCAAGACGCCGGUAUCAUUACCCUCCUCGGCCGCGCUUUCUCGCGUGACCAGCCUCAGAAGAUUUACAUUCAGGACCGCAUGCGGCAGACGCUGAACGAGAUCCGCAAGGCCUACCUGAAGGACGAGGGAAGCUUCUACUUGUGUGGUCCUACCUGGCCGGUACCAGAUGUCACCGAGGUGUUAGAGGAGGCCAUCAAGACUGAGCACGAGGCGAAGCAUGGCAAGGGCGGGAAGAAGGUGGAUUCCAGGAGGGAGAUUGAGACUCUGAAGGAGGCGCAGAGAUAUGUCCUCGAGGUUUAUUAAUUUAGCGACGAGUGUGGUGCAUUGGAUUUAGUGAUGAGUCUCUUUAGCGAUGAAUUAGCUGGGAUGGUUUUUGUGGGAUCUCUGCCCGCAUAUAGACUUCAUUUCUCUUCAAAUAUAUUGGAUACGCCGAAUG